GUUUGGUUCAGGUCUGUGACGGCAGAAUAUCGGUCCACGUCACUGAAGGAGAUCAUCGCUCCUUCGUGGAAGGAGACAGCAUGAAGUCCAUCAGCAGGAUUAUCCACAGCUUGUUGGUCGGACCUUCGACCAGAGAGGUCUAGUUGAAGAUUGACUCUGCUUCAGUUUAAACAAACAAACAAACAAAACAACAACAACAACAAAACCCAACACGACACCUAUGAAAGACUGUGUUCCCUUUACACCUCAGUUUACACUUUAGCGUCUAGGCAAAACCAGAUAAGUCGGUUAAAUUAACCCCAGGAGGUAGCGGUAGUACAACAGAACAAACAUAACUGCUGUUAAAACCAGAGAGCGAAGAAGAACAAAAACCGGAAGUGAACGUAGAAGAUAGUGACGUCGACAACAACAACAGUAUUCCAUCAUGGCGGCUGACAGUGAUCCCGAGACAGAGGUGUUUGAAAUCACCGACUUCACUACAGCGUCAGAGUGGGAACGGUUUGUGUCCAGGAUCGAAGAAGUGUUGAAUGACUGGAAGUUGAUUGGAAAUUCUUCAGAUAGGUUGCCCAUAGAAAAGGGUGAAUACACCAGAAGCACCUGGGAGGAGAAAUCCCAAGAAAUUAAUUUUGCAGAUUUUAAGUUUUAUAUAACACAUUAUGUCCUGGUACAAGAUCAACAGACAGAAGACGUGAAGGACAAUGUCGAGGAAGAUGCGUUUCCUGUGGCUAUGCAGGACCUUCUGUGUAUGAACAAUGAUUUCCCUCCUAGAGCCCACUGUUUGGUCAGAUGGUAUGGCUUAAGAGAAUUUGUGGUGGUCAGCCCUGGAGCCAACUGUGAGGCUAUCAUAAGUGAAUCAAAAUGUAAUCUACUCCACAGCUCAGUCUCUAUUGCUCUUGCCAACAGUGGCUGCCAGGUACCAUUGUUUGUUCAGGUCCAGCAGAAGUGGAGAAAGAUGUUUGCUGGAGAAUGUCAGGGGCCAGGUGUUCGCACUGACUUUGAGAUGGUUCAUCUGAAGAAGGCACCGAGUCAGUACAACCACCUCUCUGGUCUGCUGGACAUCUUCAAGUCUAAGAUAGGUUGUUGCCUGUCGCCUCUGCCACCUGUCAAUAUUGCCAUUCGUUUCACUUAUGUUCUCCAGGAUUGGCAACAGUAUUCAUGGCCACAGCAGCCUCCAGACUUUGACACGCUCCUCGGCAGUGAGGUGGGAGGAGUAGAGUUUGGGAAGCUUCCUUUUGGAGCCUGUGAGGAGCCAAUCAGUGAGCUUCAUCUUGCAACCACUUGGCCGAACCUGACAGAAGGCAUUGUUGUGGACAAUGAAGUCUAUAGUGACCUCGACCCUCUCCAAGCUCCUCACUGGUCAGUCCGUGUCAGGACGGCAGAAAACCCUCAGUGUUUACUGGGUGACCUCCUGACAGAGUUCUUGCGGCUCUGCUCUAGAAAGGAGUCGACAGAGGAGGUUCUAGGAAGAAGACUGGGUGAAGAUGAGGGCAAAGAAAAUGCUGACAUCUCCUCAGCCUUGUCCAGGCUGACAGAGCCGGCAGCGGCUGUACCGAUCUCUAAACUUUCGGUCUCUAACAUGGUGCACAGCGCCCGGAAACACAUACGACGUCACAAACGCAACGAUGAGUCGCCGCUUAGCGCUGAUGUGCUUAAUUCUGUCCUCCUGUAUCUUUUUCCAGAUGCUGCUGUAGAGAAGUCGCCUGACAGUAAGAACAAAACUGCAAACACAAACUCCAGUGGGAAAAGUGAGCAGGAGAAACAAUCUGACCAUAAUAUUUUCCUGCAGCUGAAGUCAGCACCCAGUGACAGCCUGACCUACCGUCUGGCUCUGUGUGUGUGUCUCAUCAACUACAGCCAUGGUGGGCUGCGCGCUGUCGCCCACCUGUGGCAGGAGUUUGUCCUUGAGUUGCGUUACCGCUGGGAAAACAACUACCUUGUUUAUGGUUUGACUGGUGGUCCGCCUGAUCUUCGCUGUUGUCUGUUGCAUCAAAAGCUUCAGAUGCUGAACUGCUGCAUUGAGAGGAAAAGAGCCAGAGAUGAAACACGCAAAGCACAGGAUGGAAACAAGGACAGAGAGCGCAAGGUGUCAGGCAGCACCAACAACAGCGGCAGUCACGAGUGUCCAACGUUAACCCCUGCUGCCUCCAGCACCACAAAGGAGGUUUCACCUGGGAAGUCCUGGGACUCUUGGAGCGACAGUGAGGACGAGUUCUUUGAAUGCUUGAGUGACCAGGGGGAGGCUGAAGCCCCGCAACCUGAGGGAGAAAAGGAAGUGAACAAGAGCAAAGCAGAAGGCAGACUGCACCCAUACAACAAUAUGACUCUGCUCCACUCUGCAGAACCUCUCUAUGUUCCUGUCACACAGGAACCUGCUCCCAUGACGGAGGAUCUGUUGGAGGAACAGUCAGAGGUUCUGGCCAAACUGGGCACAUCUGCUGAAGGCACCCACCUCCGUGCACGCAUGCAGAGCGCCUGUCUGCUCUCGGACAUGGAGUCCUUUAAGGCAGCCAACCCCGGCUGUGUUCUGGAAGACUUUGUGCGUUGGUAUUCACCUCGGGACUAUGUAGAGGAAGAGGAAGUGGAUGAGAAGGGAAACACCGUGGUGAAGGGCAGCCUCAGUCCCAGGAUGAAGAUCCCAGGAAACAUGUGGGUGGAAGCGUGGGAGACGGCCCGAGUCGUACCGGCUCGUCGUCAGAGAAGACUUUUUGACGACACCAAGGAGGCAGAGAAGGUCCUUCAUUUCUUGGCAGUGCAGAAACCUGCAGACCUGACACGCCACCUGCUGCCCUGCAUCAUCCAUGCUGCUAUUCUGAAACUGAAAGAUGAAGAGGUAGUAGAAGAUAUUCCAACAGUCAGGAAAAGCAUUCAACAGGCCACAUCACAGGCCAGCAAACUCUUCUCCCCCUUCAACCAAGACCACAAGAAGUUGGAGGACUUCAUUAGCCAGCUCAUAUCCAUGGAAAUCGCCAUCACUCGAGCUCGUUCACUCAAGGCCAAGUUUGCCGUCAGUGAAGGAGAGAAGGCAGAGGACGCGGCUGAACUAGAGAACUUUGUGAGCUCACUGUUGGAGGAACCAGAGGUCGUUGUCCUCGGAGCAGGUCAGGGUCCAGCUGGCAGCAUCAUCCACAGGCUGUUUGUCAGUGCUCAGAGGGCUGCCCUGCUGUCACCCCUGGAUGAAGAUUUUGGCAACGACAGGAAGCAGACGGGAGGAAGUAACAAAGUUCCUGACUUCCCUCCUCCAGCUGGACGGGAGAUUCUGUUGCGAACGUGCGUCCCUCGGCCGGCGCCUUAUUCCAAAGCUCUGCCUCAGAGGCUGUUCUGUGUGCUGAUGAAGGAAGAGUUCAGACUGGCGGGAGCUUUCUCUUUAGACACUGCCUUCUUUUAAUACACUAAUAUUUUCUCAUCUGCGAUAAUGAGAUUUGCAUGAGAACGAGAGGAUCACGGUCAAAUCAACAGAUUUUAAAUCAUUUUGAUGCUACAAAUGACUGGCAGGGCCUUUUUUUUCUUCUGAGUUACGGCUUUUACACAGUAUUUCACUUUACACUGCAUUCCAAUUGAUAAGUAAUAUUUGCACCAGGAUGAGAUGAUCAGAUGAAGUCAAGUUACAGCAGAUUAAAGGAGAAAAGAAACUAAACCCCUAAAUCAUAGAGAAAUACAGAUUUGUUUUUGUACUUUAGUAAAAUACCUUUGAAGGAUGAGUUUAGACUUCAUAUUAAUAGGUAUUAUUUUAUUUUACAAUAAUUAUGAAUAAUGCAAUGAUUCAACUUAUGACCCCAAACCAUUCAAAACAGCUCUGACUAUAGAGGGCGCUGCUGCUCAACCAUAGGUAGAUAGUGCUGCUUAAAGGUAAUUUAAUUGAGCUCACACAAGAAAGAUUGCAAAAAGUUUAAAUGAUUUAAAUCAUUUUUUAUUUCACCAACAACACGCUCCAUCCAUGUGUCGAAAUACACAGUAAAAUUGGUGUAAAUAAAUACUAUAAGAUACUCAUAUGAACCUACUUAUUACAGCAAAGGUCAGCAUUAUUCCUGACAUGUUGGCAUUUAUUUUACUUUUCCUGUUGAUACCAUGGCUGUCAUGUUAACAGUUGUCUAUGUUGUGCUGAUGUUAAAAGAAAUGCCUGGAGUUUCCACUGAAGAAGCAGGUGUACAGUACCUGUCAAUCAGUGUCAGUGUGAAAGUAUGUAUGUAUGUGUCUGUAAUAAAUACCAUUCUUCUGUC
Cynoglossus semilaevis (tongue sole) is the source of this 4217-nucleotide messenger RNA. RefSeq names its product RAB3 GTPase activating protein subunit 1 (gene rab3gap1). Gene Ontology annotation, biological process: positive regulation of GTPase activity. Gene Ontology annotation, molecular function: GTPase activator activity. The transcript has 24 exons. Bases 425 to 3385 code for a protein of 986 amino acids. The record is from RefSeq and is a predicted model, not a curated record. Lineage: Eukaryota; Metazoa; Chordata; Actinopteri; Pleuronectiformes; Cynoglossidae.